This is a messenger RNA of Trypanosoma conorhini, 834 nucleotides long. RefSeq lists its product as uncharacterized. The transcript has a single exon. The record is from RefSeq and is a predicted model, not a curated record. The coding region runs from base 1 to 834 and encodes 277 amino acids. Lineage: Eukaryota; Euglenozoa; Kinetoplastea; Trypanosomatida; Trypanosomatidae.
AUGGGGCCGAAAAAAGGACAGAAGAGGACGGAGGAGACGAACCUCGCCGCGGAGGGCCCUUUCGCCCUUGAGAGCGCCAAGGCCUUGGCGAAGUGGACGGAACGGGUGUCUGUGGUCAGCAGGAAGAUCCAGCAGGUGCAGCACGUCCUCUCGCUGCUCUCGUCGCAGAUGGAGGGGUGCAACAAGGAGCUCGCGGACGUCUACGAGAGUGCGAGUCUCCUCACAGCACUUCGCAUUGUGGAGUAUCGACAGAAGUUGAACCCCCACCCGCCGGGCUCGCCAGCGAAGAAGCAGCGCCUGAAGCGCGAGAGCUCGGUGAAGUCGCUCUCGCAGCCGUUGCUGGCCGAGAACAGCACCGAGGCUCUGCUGGCAGCCAUGGACGAGAGGAGGCGCCUCCGGGUCAGCGGCGCUCUUGUGAGCCUCUUCAAACGCAACAACACGGAGAGCCCUGUGCUGAGUUCUCCAACAUACGCCGCGGCGGUACCGGGAGGCGGUGGCACCGCGAACUUUGCGGAGGCAGUUGGGCGCCAACAGGUAACCGCGCCAAGUUCUCUUCCAACCGACAUAGGUAGUGCUUCAACGAACGUAGAUCAGCGACGGCCGAAAGACGUGCCGCCUGAGCUCUGGGAGGAGGUCUCUAAGCUCCGGCUUAAACGGCUGACCUUGGAAGGGCGGGGGAAAACGUUAAUGAGCAACAUAGACGCACAACUUGCGAGAUUUGACUUACUCAUGCAGAACCACGGCAUUGCCACGUAUGCAACGGAUGAAUUGGAGCAGACGCUUCAGAAAUUACGGCUGGGAAAAAGUACUCCUGAGCACCGUGAUGCAAAGUAA